Messenger RNA from Mesorhabditis belari, 636 nucleotides. The record is from the annotation of a GenBank genome assembly. Lineage: Eukaryota; Metazoa; Nematoda; Chromadorea; Rhabditida; Rhabditidae.
AUGUUGAAACGGUUCUUUAUCUUCCCAGCUUUCUUUGAUUGCUUGUUUUCAUUCUACUUGGCGCCGUCGAACUACUACCCGGGUCGAUACUUUUCAUCGGCUCCAUCCUCUUCAUUUCCCAUCUCUCUCCCAUCUCCAUUCUAUCACUCAUUCUCUCCAUCAUUACCCAGAAACUACUACUCACCCAACACGAUAAUCAGCCAAGCCGACUAUCUAAAACUUUAUAAUCCCCAAUUUCUAUAUGAUUCUUAUGAUCGCGGGUAUUUGUUUCAAACGAUUUCUCAGCCAUUGGUUGGUCGAUCCUUCAAACAAUACCAAGUUUUCGAUUACACUACCCCGCAAAGUGUCGAGAUUUUCCCGAAAUUCAUCAGUGAGAUGAAAAUGGCUUCAACAACGAAAAUAAAUGAAAUUUCAACAACCACUGAAUCACAAAAGCCAACAAAAUCUACGGGAAAACCCGGGAAACUCAAAGCGAAUCUCGAAACAACGAAAAAGAUAACGAAGCAACCUCGAGUGAAAACGACAACGAAAAAACCAUUGUUGCCAAGAAUAGUCCCGAAAUUCCCGUUGAUCAUCCCGACACAAAACAUUUUACGCGUCUCUUCGAAUCGACCGAUUUGUAUUCAUUGCGGGAAA